Zingiber officinale is the source of this 1350-nucleotide messenger RNA. RefSeq names its product probable LRR receptor-like serine/threonine-protein kinase At1g51810. The transcript has 4 exons. The record is from RefSeq and is a predicted model, not a curated record. Lineage: Eukaryota; Viridiplantae; Streptophyta; Magnoliopsida; Zingiberales; Zingiberaceae. Bases 1 to 1350 code for a protein of 449 amino acids.
AUGCCGAUGACAAUGAGCAUACAAAAUGAGUCUGUUACAUAUAGAGCAGAGGUUCUGAUCGUUGCAGUGGCCAACAAUUCUGUAUCGAUUUGCCUGCUCAAAAUUCAGUUGGAGAAGCAGGCAAUGGAGAAGAGAUCAGGCUCAAGCUACUACUGGUUUUGGCUUCUCCUGCAAAUUCUACUGAUUAAUGUUCUCGGGCUUCAUUGCCAGCCCCCUCCAGAUUCUACCUCUUUCAUAAGCAUCGAUUGCGGGAUCAGUGAUGGCACCAGCUAUGUCGAUAGCACCACUGGCUUGACCUAUGUUUCCGACAACGCUUACAUAGACUCGGGCAAAGACUACAACAUUGACUCGACCUACUUAUCCUCCUUCCGGCAGGAGCUAACCACCUUGCGCAGCUUCCCCGACAGCACGCGGAGCUGCUACACGUUGCGACCGGUAGUGCAAUACUACAAGUACUUGGUGCGCGCCUAUUUCUUAUACGGCAAUUACGACGGACUCCACAGAGCUAACACUCUCAAGCCUUUGGAGUUCGAUGUCUACAUCGAUGUUAACAUGUUGAUGACAAUGAGUAUACAAAACGAGUCUAUUACAUAUAGAGCAAAGGCUCUGAUCGUUGCAGUGGCCAACAAUUCUGUAUCGAUUUGCCUGGUGAAUACCGGCAAUGGAGUCCCCUUCAUAUCGUCUUUGGAGCUGAGACCCAUGGAUUCCUCUUUAUACACGCUAGUCAAUAACAACUUCUAUCUUCAAGUAUACGCCAGGCUAAACCUGGGUGCAACUCAAACCAUAAGGUACCCAACGGACCCGUACGAUCGCAUCUGGAGAGAAUGGACACGGUCUGAUUGGACCAACAUCAACACCACUCAGCCGAUCCAAUACUUCUCAUAUGACGACUACAGGGUGCCGGAGGCCGUCAUGCAAACGGCGGUCAUCCCCUCCGGCGUCGGCGGCGUCACGGACAUUGAAUUCUACUGGGACUUCGCCGACACCGGGUUUCGCAACAAUCGGUUCUACGCCACCUUAUUCUUCUCCGAGUUCGAUGCCCUCCUCCCCAAUCAGUCCAGGGCCGUCGACAUCUUUCUCAACGGCUACAACUGCUUUGCGGACUACCCCCCUUCCUACCUUUGGGCGGAUGUCAUCUACAGCGACGGUCCCCUCUACCAAAACUAUACCUAUCGGUGGGAGAUCAAGCCCAACGACAGCUUCAACCUGCCUCCUAUCUUGAAUGCCGUGGAGGUGUUUUCCGCCAUGUACCUCGAGAACGUGACGGCCAAUGAGAGAGAUGGUACGUUGUCUGCAACUUAUUUUCGUUUUUCUUGUGGAAAAUUUGAAGUUGCGAUCUUGUUUUUGUAG